This is a messenger RNA of Marmota flaviventris (yellow-bellied marmot), 1138 nucleotides long. Lineage: Eukaryota; Metazoa; Chordata; Mammalia; Rodentia; Sciuridae. The record is from RefSeq and is a predicted model, not a curated record.
GCUGCGAGUGCUGAGCGGCGCUGGGAGAUGCUAGAGGGCGCCGCGUCGCCGGCACCAUGCGCCCCCCGCCCACGCUGGCCCUGGCCGCGCUCUGCCUCCUGGCGCUGCCCGCCGUCGCCGCUGCCGCCGCCUACUUCGGCCUGACUGGGCGGGAGGUCCUGACGCCCUUCCCAGGCCUGGGCACUGAGGCAGCCCCAGCACAGAGCGGCAUCCACUUGAAGCAGUGCGACCUGCUGAAGCUGUCCCGAAGACAGAAGCAGCUCUGCCGGAGGGAGCCCGGCCUGGCUGAGACCCUGCGGGACGCGGCCCACCUUGGCCUGCUGGAAUGUCAGUUCCAGUUCCGGCAUGAGCGCUGGAACUGCAGCCUGGAGGGGAGGACCGGCCUGCUCAAGAGAGGUUUCAAGGAGACGGCCUUCCUGUACGCGGUGUCCUCGGCCGCCCUCACCCAUGCACUGGCCCGAGCGUGCAGUGCUGGGCGCAUGGAGCGCUGCACCUGUGACGACUCCCCUGGCCUGGAGAGCCGGCAGGCCUGGCAGUGGGGUGUGUGUGGUGACAAUCUCAAGUACAGCACCAAGUUCCUGAGUAACUUCCUGGGGCCCAAGAGAGGAAGCAAGGACCUGAGGGCACGGGCUGAUGCCCACAACACCCACGUGGGCAUCAAGGCCGUGAAGAGUGGCCUCAGGACCACCUGUAAGUGCCACGGCGUGUCGGGCUCCUGUGCCGUGCGCACCUGCUGGAAGCAGCUCUCACCAUUUCGUGAGACGGGCCAGGUGCUGAAGCUGCGCUACGACUCGGCCGUCAAGGUGUCCAGCGCUACCAAUGAGGCCUUGGGCCGUCUGGAGCUGUGGGCACCUGCCAAGCCAGGCAGCCCCACCAAGGGCCUGGCACCCCGGCCCGGGGACCUGGUGUACAUGGAGGACUCCCCCAGCUUCUGCAGGCCCAGCAAGUACUCGCCGGGCACAGCGGGAAGGGUGUGCUCCCGGGAGGCCAGCUGUGGCAGCCUGUGCUGCGGGCGCGGCUAUGACACCCAGAGCCGACUGGUGGCUUUCUCCUGCCACUGCCAGGUACAGUGGUGCUGCUAUGUGGAGUGCCAGCAGUGUGCGCAGCAGGAGCUCGUGUACACCUGUAAGCGCUAGGC